AUGUCUGAUUCGCCAGCUCUUUCGGCGAGGUCGUACAAUUCUUUAGUGGAUUUGACCUCUGGACGCAGAGAAGGAUGGAUCGUGCAAAAGUUUGGUGGUACUUCAAUAGGAAAGUUUCCUGAUAACAUAGUAGAUAAUAUAGUGAAGGUUUUCAGUCAGGAACGCAGAGUGGCUGUGGUCUGUUCAGCUAGGUCCUCCAAUACUAAGAGCGAAGGCACGACCUCACGCUUAAUUAAAUCUGCUGAUUUAGCUAUCAUGAAUGAGAACUUUGAUUCUAUCUUGCAACUCAUCGAAGACGAUCAUGUAAAUAAUGCUGAAAAAUACAUUUCUAAUAAGAAAUUGUUGAAAGAGUUGAUUGAGGAAACAAGACUUGAGUUGGAACGAGCUAGAGAAUUGUUAAGAGCAUGCCAAGUCAUUGGUGAAAUGAGCUCUAGAUCUCUUGAUUCAAUCAUGUCUGUGGGAGAGAAAUUGUCCUGUUUGUUUAUGGUGUCAGCUAUGAAGGAUAGGGGCUUAAGUGCUCUGUAUAUUGACCUAUCCCAUGUCAUCCCUAUUGAUUAUGACUGCUCAAAGGGGCUUGAUGAUGGCUUUUACAAAUUUUUGGCCGAAGAAAUGAGCCAAAAAAUUCUUGAACUUGACAGUGAAACGGUUCCAGUUUUGACUGGAUAUUUUGGGGUUGUUCCGGGAGGAUUGUUGAAUAGUGUAGGUCGAGGUUAUACAGACUUAUGUGCAGCGUUGGUUGCAGUCGGUAUACAAGCCGAUGAGCUUCAGGUAUGGAAGGAAGUGGACGGUAUCUUCACGGCUGACCCCAGGAAGGUCCCACGCGCCAGAUUACUAGAAAGUGUUACUCCAGAAGAAGCAGCGGAAUUGACAUACUACGGUUCUGAAGUCAUUCACCCUUUCACAAUGGAACAAGUAAUAAAAGCGAAGAUCCCAAUUAGAAUAAAAAAUGUUGAGAAUCCAAGCGGUAAAGGUACCAUCAUUUAUCCAGAUAAUGUUGGCAGGAGAGGUGAAGCUACGCCUCCUCAUCCGCCAGCGGCAUAUGAAACGUUAUCGCAUUCAUAUAUUGCUACUCAUAACAAAAGAUCUGCAACGGCUAUUACAGCAAAGUCGGACAUAGUCGUAAUUAAUGUACAUUCAAACAAGAAGACGUUGUCGCAUGGUUUCUUGGCACAUAUCUUCACUACUUUAGAUGACUUUAAGUUGGUAGUGGACUUGAUUUCAACAUCAGAAGUCCAUGUUUCAAUGGCUUUGCUGAUUCAGUCUGAACAAGAAUUUGCUUUAAAAAAUGCUAUAAAAGAAUUAAGAAAGUUAGGUACAGUGGAUGUCACUAGAGAUUUGACUAUCAUUUCCCUCGUUGGUAAACAAAUGCUUAACUUUAUCGGAAUUGCAGGUAACAUGUUUAAGGUGUUGGCUGACGAAAGAAUUAAUAUAGAGAUGAUUUCUCAAGGUGCAAAUGAAAUUAAUAUUUCUGCCGUGAUUGCUGCCCAGGACACUAUAAGAGCCUUGCGUUCAAUUCAUGCUCGGUUAUUAGAAGGGAACUAUGGCUUUGUUGACAAAAAUGAUUGUGCGGUGGAUGUAAGAUUAGAAUCUUUGAAGUUAGAAGAAUUCAUACCUAACUAA
Priceomyces carsonii is the source of this 1620-nucleotide messenger RNA. It is a transcript of the gene HOM3, whose product is annotated as aspartate kinase. Gene Ontology annotation, molecular function: aspartate kinase activity. Gene Ontology annotation, biological process: L-homoserine biosynthetic process. Bases 1 to 1620 code for a protein of 539 amino acids. The record is from RefSeq and is a predicted model, not a curated record. Lineage: Eukaryota; Fungi; Ascomycota; Pichiomycetes; Serinales; Debaryomycetaceae. The transcript has a single exon. Gene Ontology annotation, cellular component: cytosol.